CUAAACCACAACAGUAGAAUCAGUCUUAUAUCCAGUAACGCAUGGUUGUUAUACUCACUGUGGAACCUAAGGGGUUAAUCCUCUACAUUGUGUAAAAAAGGCAGUUUGAUCCUGUCUUCUCUGAUCCUCCCCUUCUUCUACUGCCCCCAAUCCAUCUGCUGAUAGUACAGAUCCCUAGGAGACACUCUGCACAUGCUCAGUUUGUGUGUAUUGCUAGAGACGUUUAUUUUUUCUUGGGAGAGUGCAUGUGAUCAGCAUGGGGUCAAUCAGCACUGUCCAGACAGACGGUCAGGGGUUCUACAUCCUUCUAGAGCAGAAAGAACACUCCUUCUACAAGCUUUAACCAGUGCUCAGCUGAAGUCACAAGACUGCGCUGACUGCUAAUGAGAAAAGGGAUUUAGCAGUUUAUAUUUACUAAAAUAAUUGCACUUCCAUGUUGUGUUUACUGUGGGAGACCAGCUAUAGUGAAU
Staurois parvus is the source of this 470-nucleotide messenger RNA. NCBI's taxonomy places the organism in Eukaryota, Metazoa, Chordata, Amphibia, Anura, Ranidae. The record is from the annotation of a GenBank genome assembly.